AUGAAGAGUGCCGGGACACCAAGAAAUGCAAGUGACCCAUUACAACUCUCUUUCACUCCUGAGGAUUCGAAUUCCACGAUUUAUGUGUACAUGCACUUUGCGGAACUUGAAGUUCUCCCAGCCAAUCAGUCAAGAAGAUUCAAUAGUUCUUUGAACCGAGAUUUAAAUGGAAAUUUCUCGUCUGACCCUGUUUCUCCAUCUUACUUGUACAUGACCACUUUUUACAAUCCGUCAGACUUUAUCGGAGGACAAUGUGAUAUUUUAAUCACUAGAACUGAAGAUUCAACCCUCCCUCCAAUUAUCAAUGGUGUCAAAUUUUAUUUAGUGAAAGAUUUCGCACAGUCAGAAACCAACCAAGUAGAUGCUGAUGCUAUCAAGAAUAUCAAGUCAUUGUCUAAGAUAAAAGAUUGGCAAGGAGAUCCGUGUGCCCCUCAAGAAUACUUGUGGGAUGGCCUUGAUUGCAGCUUCAAUGGUAGCAGUCCUCCAAGAAUUAUUUCCCUGAGUUUAUCUUCAAACGGACUGACUGGUGAGAUACCUCCUUACAUAUCCAAUCUUACAAUGAUACAACACCUGGACUUAUCAAACAAUAAUUUGACUGGAUCAGUGCCCGAGUUUCUGUCUCAACUGCCAUUCUUGAAGACCUUAAACUUAAGUGGAAAUAUUGCUCACAGUGUGGAAGGCAAUCCAAAUCUUUGCGCAUCAGUUUCAUGCGGCAAGAAAAGGAAGAAGAAGAAAUUACUUGUUCCAGUUGUAGCAUCAUUUGCUUCCUUGUUCACACUAUUAGCUGCAUUGGCUCUUUUCUGGAGACUUAAAAGUCCAAAACAAGCAAAGGAGUCAGGAGGAACGUCUAAGAAAUCAUAUGGGUCAAUGGCAAAGAGCAGGCGAUUUACAUACGCUGAGCUCUGUAUGAUUACCAACAACUUCAAAAAGGAACUCGGUGAAAGUCGCUGGAAAGAUCAAGUCUCUCUCAGUUUCACCAUGUCCAUUCAAUACUCUUUACCUAGCAAAAGAAAGAGUCCAUAUGAGAAGGUCAAUCAUAAUUCCAAGUCAUCAAAAAAGAUAUCAAUUCUGAGUUCCCAAAUGCCAACUCUAGUUGAUGAUAGUGACCAAUUGCAAUUCUCAGUUGAUGAAGGGUUUAGAACAUUUUGCAGCACUAUUCAACUGUUGUUCAAGGUUGUCUCUAGGAGAAAUAUUAGGAAGGAUAUUAUGGAGAUUUAUGAGGUUGAAAAGGAGAAGACAAUGAAGUUGUUAAACAAGAAUUUGGGUAGAAUUGCUAUAACUUCUAAUUUAUAG
This is a messenger RNA of Pistacia vera, 1293 nucleotides long. RefSeq names its product probable LRR receptor-like serine/threonine-protein kinase At1g05700. The transcript has 9 exons. Lineage: Eukaryota; Viridiplantae; Streptophyta; Magnoliopsida; Sapindales; Anacardiaceae. The coding region runs from base 1 to 1293 and encodes 430 amino acids. The record is from RefSeq and is a predicted model, not a curated record. Gene Ontology annotation, molecular function: protein binding.